UUGGCAACCUUUCCUUCCUGGCCCAUCUCUCUGCCGAGCGCCCCGACGGCUCCUUGUCUUCCUCCUCGAGCGAGCGCCCCAGCCCCCUCGCUCCGUCGCUCGUCUUCCUCCUCGUGCGAGCGCCUCCACCGCAGACAUCUAUCUCCCCUGCAAUUCUCUCGUUCCCGACCGUUUCUCCUCCCAACACCCCACGAACAGAUCCCGCCCUUUAGCUUCCCGUUGCAUCUCCUUAAUCUUCCCCAAUUCGUAACUGAGGCAAAACCCUACCUUGCCCUACCGGGUCCUCCGCCCUUGGAUGCCACCAAGGAGGAAGCGGCGGGGGGCUGCCCCCACCGCCAAGCAGCAGCAGCCGGCACCUCCCGGCGCGGAUGCACCUCUAGAGGAGCAGCUCCGAUGGAGCAUCCACCAAGAAGUUGAACGUCGGAAAGCUGCCAUCAGAGCUAUUCAAGUAGCAGAGACUGAGAGCGUACUUUCUCGGUUGCGUUUGGUGCGGUCCUACAUUUCCAAGGAGCAAGAAGAAACAUGCGCCUUACAGUUUUUUCAGGAGAACUUGCCCAACUUAUCAGUUGUCCGGAAUGAAAAGGAGGAUGAGCUUGAGUUGAAAUGGAAAGACUUUGAUGAUCAAAUAAUUGGAGACGAGAGGGAUGACAAGAUUUCGCGAGCUUCGAUACCAGCUGCUACUGGUUUUCAGUUCUCAGCAGAUUCAGUCCAGAAGAAUUUCAAGGAGAUCACAGGUUUUGAUUUUAACAACUUUACUUGGAAUGAUCUACCUGAAGGUCAUAUGACAGGAGCAGCUAAUUCUUUAGAGACACCUGGGGCUAUGAGCAGUCGACUCUCUUUUGGCAUGACCCCAAAAACUGUAAGGUUGCCCAAGCCCGGUGAGAUGCUUUUAUCUGUGCACGGUUCACCUCUCGGAAUGUACAAAGAAGACAAUUUGGCAGCUAUUACUGAAUCUGCGAAUGCAAGUGGAGACGCUGCCUCAUGAUGCCCAUGCCGAUCCAUAUAUACUACCAGAGCAUAACCGGCCCUUGAUGUAAGAUUUAGGAGUUUGAUGUUGCGUCUCUGUUGACUGAAACCGGGAUACUCACCCAGAAUCAGAAUUCCAGCCAGUAAUCCCGCAGCAUAUCAAGCCUUAGUGCACCACAAGCUGCAGUGUAUUUAGGUUAAUCCUUUUGUGUAAUUUGUCGAAGCAUGUUGUUGGAUGCACAGUGUUGUUUGUAACUGCUGCAAAGAGUACUUGUUAAGGGUUUGUUAGUGAGGAGAGACAAGGUGUACUGUCUAUGUUGUAGACAAAACUGUAAUAUUCUACUUAGCUAUGUGUCGUGGCCUUACAUCAAUUGCAAGUGAAAUAGGCGUCUAAUUUUAUGUUU
Messenger RNA from Brachypodium distachyon (stiff brome), 1370 nucleotides. RefSeq lists its product as uncharacterized. The transcript has 7 exons. NCBI's taxonomy places the organism in Eukaryota, Viridiplantae, Streptophyta, Magnoliopsida, Poales, Poaceae. The record is from RefSeq and is a predicted model, not a curated record. Bases 296 to 985 code for a protein of 229 amino acids.